This is a messenger RNA of Pecten maximus, 921 nucleotides long. RefSeq names its product short-chain collagen C4-like. The transcript is spliced from 3 exons. The coding region runs from base 81 to 896 and encodes 271 amino acids. The record is from RefSeq and is a predicted model, not a curated record. Lineage: Eukaryota; Metazoa; Mollusca; Bivalvia; Pectinida; Pectinidae.
ACUGUUUAACCUACUUUGGGUCGGUCCUGUCGCGAUAGCCGGCGUCUGUUUUCUCAGAGAGUGACCAAUUUGCUGUAGAAAUGUCGUUAUCACCAAUGGUUCCAUUUUUUAUUUUGCUCACAGUGUUUUUGGCAGUAACAGGUGUAGAUGUGAAGAAGCGAAUAUUAAUGAGUGAUCCAGCUUACAUACAACAGGAACUUCACGAGAUUCACGUUAAACUACAGCAGUACGACGGGAUGAAAUCACAACUUGCCUCCCAUCAAUCUAUGCUCACGGCCCAAGACGCGCUGAUCAAGUCACUAUUUGCGAAAAAUAGUCUCCUCGAAUCAAGAAUCAAUGAUGCUGCUUCGAAAGGCGUAGUUUACGUGCGAUGGGGACGGAAAGACUGCCAAGGAAAUACAACAGAACUGGUAUACUCUGGUUUCGCUGGAGGGUCCCAUUACGCGCAUUCUGGAGCCUCUGCGGAAUAUGUGUGUCUUCCACCCGAUCCCUUGUGGGGACCACACAAAGACAGUCCUUCUUAUCUACCAUCUGUUAUGUACGGCGCUGAGUAUGAGGAUACCGUUCUAUUCAAUGUACAAAACAGAAAUGAGGAGGUCCCUUGUGCCGUGUGCCGUACCUCAACCCACUCCACAUCGAUUAUGAUCCCGGCGCGGACCGCCUGUUACCCAGGCUGGGAGGAAGCGUACCAUGGAAACCUAGCCGGACAGUAUUUCGCCCACCCUGCCGGUGGUGAGUACGUGUGUGUGGACGAGGAUCCACAGACGUUGAUAGGUGGAGGAAGAACUGACGAUAACGGGAAGUUGUUUUACCAGGUCCGAACAAGAUGUGGCUCGUUAAAAUGUCCACCCUACGAGGAAGACAAGGUCUUGUCUUGUGUUGUUUGCCUAAAAUAAAUAAAACCGCCAUCACACAUUUUAA